CGCAGGUAGAACUUGGAGACGAACAAAACCAUUAGAAUGGUUCUCGACUCAAACCGUAUCUUCAAAAAAAGUGCGGCAGAUGGUAGUGUCACCAUCUACCUUGGGAAAAGAGAUUUUGUUGAUCAUUUUACUCAUACUGAACCGAUAGAAGGCAUUGUUCUCAUAGAUCCAACAUCUGUGGAAAACAAAAAUGUUUAUGUGGGAAUAAUUGCGAUAGUUCGUUAUGGUCGUGAAGAAGAUGAAAUACUUGGGAUGAGUUUUUCUCGAGAACUAUAUCUAUCUCACAAGCAGAUUUAUCCACGUGUGGAUGCACCUACUGAAACCCCUAACGACAAUACCGAACAACAGAAAUUAAGUGACGGAUGGCUUUAUGAACAAAUUCUUCAAAAAUUGGGAACAAACGCAUUACCUUUCCGUCUUGUUCUACCAUGUACUACACCUAUAUCUGUAAUCAUGCUGCCGCAAGGAGCAGACACUACAGAUACGUGUGGCGUCCGAUAUUAUGUUCGUUGUUACGUCGCUUCUAAUCCAACGGAAAAGCCAUCUAGCCGAAAUCUGGUAAACUUGGCCAUAAGAAAGAUCCAAUACGCUCCUUUGUGGCCAUUGAUUGGACAACCAUCUGGGUCGACCUACAAAGACUUUCCUCUUAGUUCAGGAAAGAUUUUCCUUGAAGCUACACUGGAUAAAAAACUCUAUUAUCAUGGGGAAGAAAUCAACUUGAAUGUCCUCGUACAAAACUAUUCACAUAAAACUGUCAAGCAUGUCAAAGUUUCAGAAAACUGCCCCAUACUACCUGGAAGUACGUACCAUAAGAGGUUUGACCUUCUUCCUGACAUUUCGAACAACAGGGGAAAGUAUGGUAUCUUUACAAAUCGUUGUAGUUGGGUGGAAGAUGAAAAUCUAGCUUCAAGUGUGAUGAUCCCUGAGAAAGAUGUGCAGGAUUUUUUCGGGAUUCUGAUAUCUUAUCAAAUAAAAGUCAAGUUGUAUGUCGGAUCCCUGAGCCCACUACCUGGAAGUGACGUCAGUAUAGUUUUACCCUUUCUUCUGAUGCAUCGUAACCCAGCCAGCACACAAAAUAUUGACAUUUUGCAUUCGGAUCACAGCUCACCUAUUAUGCUGGUUAACUCAACCAUCUAUAAGAAAACUGAUCCUAAAAAGGACAAAGCCAACAAGUACACUUGCACUGAAGAUAUCAUCUUUGACGACCUUGCCCAAGUCCGAGUCCACCACGUUCCACUUAUCAUGUAAUUUGUUAUUAAACAAGGAAGCCACUUGGGGAAUCGUUCAGUUAUUCAUACAGUAUUAAUCUCUACUAACUAACUGUUUUAUUUGAAUGAUUUAGGUAUGUGUUUCUUGUAUGUAACGCUAUUGUAAAUGAA
Messenger RNA from Limulus polyphemus (Atlantic horseshoe crab), 1379 nucleotides. Its product is annotated as phosrestin-2-like. The transcript is spliced from 9 exons. Gene Ontology annotation, molecular function: G protein-coupled receptor binding. Lineage: Eukaryota; Metazoa; Arthropoda; Merostomata; Xiphosura; Limulidae. Gene Ontology annotation, biological process: G protein-coupled receptor internalization; signal transduction. Gene Ontology annotation, cellular component: cytoplasm. Bases 37 to 1248 code for a protein of 403 amino acids. The record is from RefSeq and is a predicted model, not a curated record.